Nomia melanderi (Alkali bee) is the source of this 3477-nucleotide messenger RNA. Its product is annotated as mitochondrial disaggregase. Lineage: Eukaryota; Metazoa; Arthropoda; Insecta; Hymenoptera; Halictidae. The record is from RefSeq and is a predicted model, not a curated record. Gene Ontology annotation, molecular function: ATP binding; ATP hydrolysis activity; protein binding. Gene Ontology annotation, cellular component: cytoplasm; mitochondrion. Gene Ontology annotation, biological process: cellular response to heat.
UACUCCAACAUGUCGGUUGUGAAACGAAUAUUCAAACGUUUCAAUAGCCUGCGAAUCGCUAGGUCUGUUUGAAUUGUUACACGAUAUUGUUUCACGAUAAGCACUAACGUUAAAAUAUAAAAAAUUGAAAAUUUUGUUCUUGCACGGUUCUUCCAUGCAAGAAAAAGUUGUAUAAUAUACUUUUGCUGCAUGUACUAACGUCUUGCAAAUGUCUUGCAUUUUAUAUUUAUAUGAAAUAUACGUCAUGUCUACGUUAACCUACUAUUACUUCUAACAUAAAUAUACGAUGAUGUAUUCGUAUUUUAUAUAAACGUUUUACGUUUUCGAUUGCGUCAUCAUAAUAUUCCGAAAAGUUCGCUUUGUCGUAUAGUAGCACUUGCAUGCUAGAAUGCAAUUUGAAGUGGAGCAUUCAUGAAUAAAAAAAAUAAAAAAUGUAUAUGUAAUGUAAGUUUUUCGAUAUAACAAUACUGGCAGUUAUUUAAUAAUUUUAGUGUCCAGCAGUAUUAGUCUUUAAUUUUCAUGAAAAGGCCCAUGGUUUGAAUGCGUGCAUACGCGAAAAUUUAUUUGUCAAAUUUAUACAAAAUGUCACGUUUGUGUAACAUAUGGUUUUAUUUAUGUAAAAAAGGCUUCAAAAAUUCGGAGACUUUGUUAAGCAGUCUGAAGCUUAAAAAGAUUAGCGAUUUAGAAAAUGUAUCUUAUCAAAGAAGUAUAGGUUAUGCACAAAUUUAUAAGAAAUUAGAGAAACAUUUUUACCCAUUGUACAAGUUACUAGAUACACUUAUGUUAAAUAAACAUUCUUCUGUAUUAAUGAAAACAAAGUUGAAGUUUAAUAAAUAUGACACUAACCCUACGAACAAAUAUAACAAAAAUUUGGGAUUCAUAUUGAGUGGAAUUGGAUUGACAGUAGUUCUCUGCAAGGCACAGAACCCAAAGCUAGAAAAGCAAUUUUUUUGGGCUGCAAAAAGUGGCGAUGUUUACGAAUUACAAAAAAAUAUAAAAGAAGGUGUUGAUGUAAAUGCACGUCAUCCGUUUGGAUGGACAGCAUUACAUGUUGCUGCUAUUAAUAAAAAUUUAGAGGUCAUACAAAUUUUAUUAAAGAUGGGUGCUGAUGUUAAUGUAGGAGAUGAAUUUAUCAAUGUUUAUAAAACAGCCAAAGAAAUGGGAAUACAUUCUUAUGAUGUGAUCAUGAUAAGAGAAGAUGAGUUUUCUGAUAUUUUGAGUACCAAAGCUAGCUUUAAAGGUUUUACACCUCUACAUUACGCUGUGUUAGCAGAUUCAAAAAGUUGUGUACAGGCAUUAUUGGAUGGAGGAGCAGAUCCAACAAUAGAAAAUGAGGCUGGUCAUCGUGCAAUAGAAUAUGCUAAAAAUGGAGCUCUUAAAGAAAUGCUAAAAAAUCAUGCUACAAAAUAUGAUCAAAUACUCAAGGAAAAGGAAAUAGAAGAACGUCGUAGAUUUCCAUUAGAACAACGCUUAAAACAACAUAUUGUUGGUCAAGAGGGAGCAAUAUCAAUUGUGGCAUCUACCAUUAGGAGAAAAGAAAACGGUUGGAUAGAUGGAGAACAUCCUCUGGUAUUCUUAUUCUUAGGUUCAUCUGGAAUUGGAAAAACUGAAUUGGCAAAACAAUUGGCUACCUACAUUCAUAAAAAUAAAAAGGAAGGAUUUAUUAGAUUGGAUAUGUCUGAAUAUCAAGAAAAGCAUGAAGUUGCCAAAUUAAUUGGAGCACCACCAGGAUAUGUCGGCCAUGAUGAGGGUGGACAAUUAACAAAACUUUUAAAAAAGUGUCCAAAUGCUGUUGUAUUAUUUGACGAGGUUGAUAAAGCUCAUCCUGAUGUGUUAACAGUACUACUACAGCUCUUUGACGAGGGAAGAUUAACAGAUGGCAAAGGAAAAACAAUUCAGUGCAAAGAUGCAACUUUUAUAAUGACGUCAAAUUUAGCAAGUGAAGUAAUUGCCAAGCACGCAAUGCAACUUAGAGAAGAAGCUCAACGAGUUUUAAAUCUCAGACUGGAUAAAAAUGCAGAGGAGGAUCAGACUCCAGAACAUAUUGAAAUAUCUCGUAAAUUUAAGGAUGAGGUGGUACGACCUGUAUUGAAAUCUCAUUUCCGAAGGGAUGAAUUUCUAGGAAGAAUAAAUGAAAUUGUUUAUUUUUUACCAUUUUCUCGAUCAGAGUUGAUAAAACUGGUAGCUAAAGAAUUAGAAGCCUGGGCGGUGCGUGCAAAAGAAAGACACAUGAUAGACUUGAAAUGGGAUAGGGAAGUUCUUUCAAUUUUAGCAGACGGAUAUGAUACUCAUUACGGUGCUCGUUCUAUUAAAUAUGAAGUCGAGAGGCGUGUUGUUAAUCAAUUAGCUGCUGCUUAUGAACGAGGCCAAAUAACAAAAGGAUGUUGCGUGUUACUUAAACCUAAAUGGCAUGAAAACGGUGCGACUAUAGCUUUAUCCGUGCGACCUCAAGGAGUAAAGGAUUUCGUCGACAUUGCUGAUACAGAUAACUUAAUCAAAAAUGUAAAUUCUGGUUUCUAAUACUGUAAAUAAUGAUAUCUAAUAUGUAAUUUUGUUAAACAUACAGUAUGAAACAUAGCUGAUCUCUAACGCAUUCAUAGGAGAGUUCAUAUUAGUUUAAGUAAAUAUAGUUACGCACAGAAGAUUAUUUUGCAGUAUUUAUUGUGUAUAGAUACAUGCUUCAUUUCUGAAAUAUAUUUUGUAAAAGAAACUACUCUGUUUAUUGUAACAUAAGAAUAUACGGCGGAUUAGAUUUGUAGUAUUUUUUUCAUUUUUAAAUUGUACAUAUGGAUUAUGUAUUAAAAAUAACAGUUAAUAUAUAACAGAAUCUAAAAAUACUUAAAAAUGAUUUGUUCAAUAUUGUUAGCUGUACCGAUUAAAGUUGUAAUUCCAAAUACAAUACCAGUGAAGUGAAAUGCAUAAUUUUGACGGAAAUAAGUAAUUCUUUAUUUUCAUUUGAAUCAUAAGGAUACAUUACAAGAAAAUAUCGGUUAUACAUCACAUUUAGGAUACAUUGUACAUUCUUUACCACGCAAUAAGACAAGAAACAUUCUCGAAAACACUCAGAAAACUUGCCUUGCUCUUCGAUAGGCUAGUAACGCUAUAAAUUGUAUUUCCUUGUUCAAUUGUUUGUACGAUAAUUGUAGUUCAGUCACAGUGAACAUUUCAUUUUUUGUUUGCCAUGUAGUGCAAGGCAAAUUCAGGUCCGACGAAAGGUAGUCUGUUGGUUUAAAAACUAUGCGAAAUAUCGUUGGACGAUCGUCGUCUACCGAAAUUGGUGUUCAAAGAUCGGUGGUAGAAACACGAUACGAACACGACGUUCACAGAAAGUUUUUAUAUUUCAUAUUUGUGCAAAUGAAGAGAUACAAAGUCAAUAUUUUUAUAUGUACAAGAUGCCUUUAAAAAUAAAGAUACUAUGCAGUAUAAAAUCUGAUUGGGAAAUACAUUCCGAGAUAAACUAAUUCAGAAGCGUAAAUC